AUGUUCACAUCUCAGCCGCUCCACGUGGCCGCCGCCGGCACCAGCGUCGCGGACAGCCUCACCGACAGCAUGGACGAGACCUCGGAGUCCCCCCUCGCUGUCGCCUACCAGGGCGUCCCAGGCGCGUACAGCGAGGGGGCCGCCCUCAAGGCUUGUCCGGGGUGGCAGCCGCUGCCCUGCGAGCAGUUCGAGACAGCGUUCCAGGCCAUCUCGCAGUGGAUGGCGGAGCGCGCCGUUCUGCCCAUCGAGAACUCCCUCGGCGGCAGCAUCCACCAAGUGUACGACCUGCUGCUGCGGUACCGGCUGCACAUCGUCGGGGAGGUCGCGAUCAAGGUCAACCACUGCUUCAUGGCGCUCCCGGGGCGGUCGAAGAGUGACGUCAAACGCGUGAUCUCCCACCCACAGGCCCUGGCGCAGUGCGACGGAUACAUCCGCUCCCUCAACGGCGUCGUACGCGAGGCCGUGGACGACACGGCGGGCGCGGCGCAGGCCAUCGCGCAGGGCAAGCUCCAGGACACUGCUGCGAUUGCGUCCCGCCGCGCGGCCGAGCUGUACGGCCUCGAGAUCCUCGAGGAGGGCAUCCAGGACAACAAGGACAACGUCACGCGCUUCAUCGUGCUCUCGCGGGACCCCCUCGUGCAGAAGGCCGCGCAGGGGUCCGCGGCCAUGAAGACCUCGGUGGUCUUCUCGCUCAGCGAGGGCCCCGGGCAGCUGUUCCGCGCGCUGUCGGUGUUUGCGCUGCGCGACAUCGACAUGACCAAGAUCGAGUCGCGGCCGAUGCGGACGAACCCGAUCCUGGGCGGCGCGAAGGCGGAGGCGUCCGCGGCGGGCUCGAGCCACCGGCGGAUGAACUACCUGUUCUACGUGGACUUCGUCGGGUCGCUAGCGGACGAGAAUGCGCAGAACGCGCUGCGGCACCUGCAGGAGUUCGCGCCGUUCCUGCGCGUGCUCGGGUCGUACCCGAUGGACACGACUCUCUCCGAGGAGUGA
This is a messenger RNA of Pedinophyceae sp. YPF-701, 990 nucleotides long. NCBI's taxonomy places the organism in Eukaryota, Viridiplantae, Chlorophyta, Pedinophyceae. The record is from the annotation of a GenBank genome assembly.